Sungouiella intermedia is the source of this 744-nucleotide messenger RNA. Lineage: Eukaryota; Fungi; Ascomycota; Pichiomycetes; Serinales; Metschnikowiaceae. The record is from the annotation of a GenBank genome assembly.
AUGGUUUUAUCCACCAGAGUGACAAUCCAGUGGCUUCCAGAAGAAGCAGAUGAAUUGACCAGCACCAUGGUGCUCAGCACUCCGAGAGAUCUUUUCACUGAUGUUAGGGUGUUCAAAGAUCAUUACCCGUACAAAAAGAGCAGCACAGUGGAGCCAAUUGAAGAGGUGUUUCAGUUUGUAUCCAUCGGAUGGGAAGAGGAAAUCAAAGGUACCAACAAAUUGAGAUUCCAUACUAGUGUGAACCUGCAAGAGAUUGUCAAGUCCGGAAGAACGGGCAAACCGCUUGAAGAGUGUCAAGCAGAGCCUGACAUCGGCGCGUUCUGGCCAAUCGAAGGAACAGAAGACCGCAAGGAGACAGGAGCAAUGGAGAACCCUGCUACCGGGAAAGUGACUGAGUAUGUCGAGGUGUGGCGGUCAUUGAACCCAGAAGAGACCGCUCCGAAUGAAGAGGUUAGGGAGGGCCAUUGGAAAGGAGACGAGCGUGAAGUCCGGGUGAGGGUAUUUGAUACUGAUUCAAAUGGAUUUAGUGGCCGAAUUGUCCGGUUGGGCAAUUGGGUGCAAGGAGUUCUUUUUGAGACCGGUGCAGAGUAUCCAUUGAGUGUGAUGCGCAGCUUUUACAAUGAGACUUCGGGUGAAUGGACAAGCCUUAUUGAAUACGGUGAAAGGGAAUUUCCAAACAUUUAUAAAGAGUGGGAGAUCAAUCAAGAGGACGCCAACGGCAUCAUCUGGAAGAGAGUGGAGUAA